Molecule: messenger RNA, 1044 nt
Organism: Meyerozyma guilliermondii ATCC 6260
Lineage: Eukaryota; Fungi; Ascomycota; Pichiomycetes; Serinales; Debaryomycetaceae
Gene: ADO1
Product: adenosine kinase
Exons: 1
Coding region: 1-1044 (347 amino acids)
Biological process (GO): purine ribonucleoside salvage
Cellular component (GO): cytosol; nucleus
Molecular function (GO): adenosine kinase activity
Source: RefSeq, a predicted model, not a curated record
AUGUCGUUUCCUCUCGUGUGUUUAGGUAACCCCUUGUUGGACUUGCAGUCAGAUGUCACUCCCGAGUACUUGCAGAAGUACGACUUGAAAGCUGACGAUGCUAUUUUAGUCGAAGAAAAGCAUAUGCCUAUUUUCGAAGAAGUUCUCAAAAUGGACAAUUUGAAUGUUGUCGCUGGAGGUGCCGCUCAGAACACUGCUCGUGGUGCCCAGUACAUCUUGGAGCCCAACUCAGUGGUGUACUUUGGAUCUGUUGGACGCGAUGUCUACGCCGACAAGCUCAACGAGGCCAAUGCCAAGUAUGGUUUGAGAACUGAAUAUCAGGUUCAAGACGAUAUUGCUACCGGAAAGUGCGCUGCUCUUAUUACCGGCUCGCACAGAUCUUUGGCAACUGAUUUGGCUGCCGCUAACCACUUCAAGGAGACUCAUUUGCAAAAACCAGAAAACUGGAAGCUCGUCGAGAACGCUAAAUUCUUCUAUGUGGGUGGUUUCCACUUGACGGUGAGUCCUCCUGCUAUCGAGUUAUUGGGAAAGCAUGCCGCUGAGACCAACAAGGUUUUCGCCAUUAACUUUUCUGCUCCUUUUAUUCCUCAAUUCUUCAAGGAGCCAUUGGACAACUCGCUCCAGUACGUGGACUACGUUAUUGCCAACGAAUCCGAAGCUGCUGCUUACGCUGAGUCUCACGAUUUGGCUGACAAGGCAAACGACUUGGAGGCCGUUGCUAAGCAUGUUGCUCAAUUGCCCAAGGCUAACACCAAGAGACCUAGAACCGUCAUUUUCACUCACGGUUUGGAGCCAACUAUUGUUGUUACCCACGAUCACACCACCGGUGAAAACUCCGUCAAGAGCUACCCUGUCAGAGAAUUGGCUGCUGAGAAAGUCAAGGAUACCAACGGUGCUGGAGACGCUUUUGCCGCUGGUUUCAUGGCUGGAUUGGUUCAAGGAAAAGACUUGGACAAGUCUAUCGACGUGGGACAAUGGGCUGCUGCUUUGUCCAUCCAGGAGAUUGGUCCUUCGUUCCCAUUUCCCAAGCAAACCUACGCUUAA